Anopheles marshallii is the source of this 1098-nucleotide messenger RNA. RefSeq names its product PIH1 domain-containing protein 1 (gene Pih1D1). The record is from RefSeq and is a predicted model, not a curated record. Gene Ontology annotation, cellular component: ribonucleoprotein complex; cytoplasm; R2TP complex. Bases 1 to 1098 code for a protein of 365 amino acids. The transcript has 4 exons. Gene Ontology annotation, biological process: box C/D snoRNP assembly; rRNA processing. Lineage: Eukaryota; Metazoa; Arthropoda; Insecta; Diptera; Culicidae.
AUGAGCGGCUCGUCCAAAAGUAUUCUUCUGGACGGAAACGGACUGGAAAAGACUUUAAAAAUCGUGAAGAAUGAAGCCGAGGAACAAUUGGAGAACUUUCUGGCACCGGUAGCGGAAUUGGCCGACGACAUCAGUAGUGGACGGUCUAAGAUUGUAAAACCAGCGCCCGGAUUCUGCAUCAAAACAUUCAAGAAGGGAUCGAACGAAAAGUUUUUCAUUAAUCUCUGCCAGACGGAUAGUAUUCCGGCACCGCGUGACAUCACCGAGGACGAGCUGAUCCGCAUCCUGAACGAUGGCGAACCCAGCUCAUACCGCAUACCGAUGAGCAUAACCGUACCGCGCCAGACACAGGACAAAUCGAACCAAAGCUGCCAGGUGUGUGAUAUAGCGAUCAAUGCGAAUUUCUACGCCAAAAUUGAAUCGGGUGGGUUGUUGCGCGAGUUCCUCAUUACCGUGCUGUUCGAUGGGGUGGAAAACAAGUACGACAUAGCGUUGGACGAGAGCAACUUUCGCAUACUGAAGAACAAAAAGUUCAUGGACCGAUUGAUCCCGCACAACAUUCAGAACCGGGACGUGAAGCAGGUGAUCGAAAGCUAUGCGAAUCAAUCGGCUGAGGAUCGGGCCUUAUUACGUGAGCUCGAUAAUCCGAGACCACUUAUGGGGUCGCAAGCGAACCAAGGAAGAAAGCCGCUCAUUGAGGAGAUCGAUGCGGGAACGGUGAAAACGGUAAAGAAUGAAAGGAACAGUUCGCGCACGGUGGUGCCGGUAACCACGUCCGAAGGUACGCCUUACGUGCCCGACCCAACAAAGGUGGCAAUUGCGCAGGCCGCUACAAAGAAACCGGAAAGCAAGCUGUUCCGUGAACCGCCGGCCGGAAAAGCGAAACGCUUAAUAGGCGAAUUCCAUCUGCCGGAAUGUGUUUCAUCGAGCGAGAUUACGCUGGACGUUGGAGAAGAUCGCAUUCUGUUGGAAGCACGCAAGAAAGGCUACCUGCUGGACGUGUUCGUGGACUAUCGUAUCGAUGAGAGUAAGGUGGAGGCCCAUUUCGAUAGCACAACUAAAAUUCUUCAAGUAACGAUGCCGGUGUUGGCAGCUUAA